Molecule: messenger RNA, 273 nt
Organism: Suillus subaureus
Lineage: Eukaryota; Fungi; Basidiomycota; Agaricomycetes; Boletales; Suillaceae
Exons: 3
Coding region: 1-273 (90 amino acids)
Source: RefSeq, a predicted model, not a curated record
AUGAAGAUGAAUCAGGCAUCAGAUUCACUCGUUCAGCACAUACAUGAGGCAUCCACAGUCAAGGCCAAUCACAAACACCUCAAGCUAGAGACCCAAUUGGCAAGCAGAGAGUUGAAGAUGUGCAAAUCUCAUGCUGAGCGUGAACAUGGACUCCAGAGCACAAUGGCCAUUCAAAACCAUGAGCAUGCAAUGGCAGAUGAAUGGAUGAAGCAGCUGGAAUUGGAGAUCAAGCUUGAGCAAUUUGCAACUCACAAAUUCCUUACUGCAUUCUAG